AGGCGCGCGGCCCGCGGUGUUUUUUUUUUGGCGGGACUCGACAGAGGCGGACCGCGUAGAGACCAAAGCCGAGCCCAGGGAGGCGAGCGGACCGGGAAGAGACGAGCGCCGCCUCCAGUGCGAGUAGAUGAGAGCGGACCGAGCAGAAGCAACUCGAUAGAGAGAGAGAGAAAGAGAGAGCGACCGAGAGAGCAGAGCGCGCGCAGAGGGUGGGAGGAAGAGGAGGGAGACGAGACGAGACGAGGAACGCGCGUGGCCUUCACAGAGGGAGAGACAGGGCGGGGAGAGAGCGGACCGAGUAGAUCCAACCCGGGUAGGGGUGGGGAGGGGGGGCAGAGAAAGACCGGGACACGCGCACAGGGCAGGGCAGGGCCGCAGGAGAGCGCGGACCGGGCAGAGUGCACGCUAACCAGGGUGGGGGGGGAGAGAGAGAGAGAGCCAGCGAGCGAGUGAGCGGGACCGGGAAGCCACAACGGUGCGGGUAAACGGUCAACUCAUCCACUCGGGGUUUAAACUCGGGGCCGCGCAGCUCAGGCCUUCUUCAGCGGCAGCAGCAGCCCUCGCAAUUUUCACGUAAGGACUUGACUAGGCGGACAUAAAGUUGAAGAUGACUACGGUUGAAGAUCCCUUUUUUUCUCCUAUUAGCCUUGUUUCUACUGCGAAAAUGGGAAAGAAGCAAGGUAGCAAGACAAAAAAGUCUGAAGAUGUGCAGCCUGAAGAAUACAUUGUCGAACGAGUGUUAGACAGACGGGUUGUACAAGGAAGGGUUGAAUACCUUUUGAAAUGGAAAGGUUUUACAGAUGCUGACAAUACUUGGGAACCCGAAGACAAUUUGGACUGCCCGGAGCUAAUUCAGGAGUUUUUGGAUUCACAGAAGGCCACCAAAGAACGAACUGAUGGAUUCAAGAGAAAAUCUCUCUCUGAAACUGAAAAUGAAGAAAACAAGCCAAAGAAGAAAAAAGAUCCAAAUGACAACCAGCCGAGAGGCUUUGCAAGGGGGCUGGAACCAGAACGUAUAAUUGGUGCAACUGAUUCAAGUGGAGAAUUAAUGUUUCUAAUGAAAUGGAAGGAUUCAGAUGAUGCAGACCUAGUCCCAUCAAAGGAAGCAAAUGUGAAGUGUCCACAGGUGGUGAUUGCAUUUUAUGAAGAGAGGCUGACCUGGCAUUCCUAUUCUACAGAUGAUGAAGAGAACUAGCUAUUGUUUGCUGUAAAUGUGGAGAGUGUGAUAGGGGAAAGUUGCAGCACAUUUAUGUUCAGAAGCACUGUUAUUGUUGGUUUAGAAAGUUGUGCUAGAAAUAACUUUGUCAUCCGUUUCUUUUUUAAUACGAAUGGACAUCAGGGGCAAACUUCAACUGAAUGCUUUAUGCAUUGAGAGACUAGAACCCUUCUGUUGCUUUACUUUUGGGAUAUUGAUUAAAUCUGUCCAUAUCAAAUCUGCUUUUUGGUUCUUUUCAUUGAUGGUAGAGCUGAGUCAUAUGUUUAUUUGUUAUUGACCAGUAAAAUGUUUGCAUGUCAGGCUUUUUUAUAUAAAAAACUUGGAAGGAUCUGCAAGGUUGGUCUGUGCUGUCACACUGAUUGGCUUUCAGGCCACCCUUUUGAACCCAGUCUGCUUAGACUGUUUUUGUAACCGAAAACCUUAGGGAGUUUUUUUGUGCUCCAAGUGAAAAAUGAAGCACAAUGACUUAAUGCCUGGAGAAACUAUCCAUUUGAUUCCUUUUGCAGCAUGUUUUGGCUUGGCACUUGAUUCAUUGUUUCUGGCUUUUAAAUAUGUUAGCCAAAUAUUCAUAGUUUCAGUCACUUGGAAUGUAGCAUUCUGUUUGUACUUCAUAAAUGUGCAGUUUAAAAAUAUGAUUUGCAAAGUACUGUUUUCGUAGUUAUUAUUCACCAGAUUUUGAAUGCUUCAAACAACCCAAGGAAUUGACUGAUCAACUGCUUCAGACUUAAGUCACCUGAUACAAUGCAACUGCUGAACUCAUCUGAAGUACAUGAUUAGUUUGUUAAGAAGCCGUUUGACAAUAAUGGUCAUUUGUACAUUGCAGGCUGUAACUGUUCUGGGUUUGCUCUCUUGAUUUACAAUAACUUGUGUAUGAUGAUGAGGUAGCUGAUCAACUCAAUGCAAAAUUUGGGAUAUAAACUUGAGUUGGUGUGGUGGUGUGUCCUCAAAUUAAAGAAUUGUGACAUUUUGCAAUGCGCAGGUUGGUUCAAAAACUGAACUCAUUUAAUUUAUGACUUUAAACUUGAUGGACAAUAUUUUUCUGUUGACUACUCGGGUGGUAUUGCCCAAUUUCUUCAGUUGAGGUGAUGUGAUUUGAAUCGGUUACUUAGUGUUAAAUGUUUAAUAAAGCUUUGUCUUUUGAAUAAAAA
Callorhinchus milii (elephant shark) is the source of this 2364-nucleotide messenger RNA. Its product is annotated as chromobox protein homolog 3. Gene Ontology annotation, biological process: negative regulation of transcription by RNA polymerase II; chromatin organization. Bases 608 to 1195 code for a protein of 195 amino acids. Gene Ontology annotation, molecular function: chromatin binding. Gene Ontology annotation, cellular component: nucleus; pericentric heterochromatin. The transcript is spliced from 6 exons. Lineage: Eukaryota; Metazoa; Chordata; Chondrichthyes; Chimaeriformes; Callorhinchidae. The record is from RefSeq and is a predicted model, not a curated record.